Messenger RNA from Pipra filicauda (Wire-tailed manakin), 10359 nucleotides. RefSeq names its product thyrotropin releasing hormone degrading enzyme (gene TRHDE). The record is from RefSeq and is a predicted model, not a curated record. Gene Ontology annotation, biological process: proteolysis; peptide catabolic process. The transcript has 19 exons. Lineage: Eukaryota; Metazoa; Chordata; Aves; Passeriformes; Pipridae. Gene Ontology annotation, cellular component: cytoplasm. Bases 59 to 3166 code for a protein of 1035 amino acids. Gene Ontology annotation, molecular function: peptide binding; metalloaminopeptidase activity; zinc ion binding.
UUUCGGGGCCCCCUCGGGUGGCGGCGGCCUCGUGGGAGGCGGGAGCGGCGCUGCCGUGAUGGCCCUGGAGGAGAAGCGGGAGAAGCGCCCGCCCGUCACCCCCAUGAUGAUCGAGGAGGAGGCCGCCCUGCGGAACGGCAGCCGGGGACUGACGCCGGGACCCUGGGCCGAGGCGGCGGGGCCAAGACCCCGCACCACGGAGCGACAUAUCGCCGUGCACAAGCGGCUGGUCCUGGGCUUCGCCGUCUCCAUCCUUGCGCUGCUGGCGGUGACCAUGAUCGCCGUGCUGCUCAGCGUCCGCUUCGAGGAGUGCGGCGCCGCCGCCGACGGCCCGCCGCGGGCCAGCGGCAACGGGAGCCUUUCGGGGGCGGCCCGGCAGCCACCCGGUGCGGGGCAGCCCCCCGGCCAGCCAGAGGAGGAGGCGCGGGGCGGGGAAGCGGCGGAGGAAGAGGAGGAGGAGGAGGAGGAGUGGCAGCGGCGGCAGGAGUUGCCGCCUUGGGCUCGGCCGCGGCUGCCGCGGCACCUGCGGCCGCUGCACUACAACCUGAUGCUGAGCGCCUUCAUGGAGAACUUCACCUUCAGCGGGGAGGUGAACGUGCAGCUAGAGGUGCGCAACGCCAGCCGGUACAUCGUGCUGCAUGCCCACCGCAUGCACAUCGAAGCAGUCCGCGUGGCCGAGGACAAGCUGGCCGGCGGCGUGCGGGUGGCCCGCACCUUCUUUUACCCCCAGACACAGGUGUUCGUCGUGGUCCUCAACCGCAGCCUAGAGGUGCAAAGAAGUUACAACCUCAAGAUAAUCUACAACGCCCUCAUCGAGAACGAACUGCUGGGCUUCUUCCGCAGCUCCUACGUUCUCCACGGCGAGCGAAGGUUUCUUGCUGUUACGCAGUUCUCUCCUACUCACGCCAGAAAAGCCUUUCCUUGCUUUGAUGAGCCCAUCUACAAGGCCACUUUCAAAAUCAGUAUCAGACAUCAAGCAACUUACUUGUCUUUGUCCAACAUGCCAGUUGAAACUUCUGUUUUUGAAGAAGAUGGAUGGGUUACAGAUCACUUUUCACAGACCCCUCUUAUGUCCACGUAUUACCUAGCUUGGGCAGUGUGCAAUUUUACAUACCGGGAAACUGUCACCAAGAGUGGAGUAGUUGUACGGUUAUAUGCAAGGCCUGAUGCAAUCAGAAGAGGAUCGGGGGACUAUGCUCUAAAUAUUACAAGGAGUCUCAUUGAGUUUUAUGAAGAUUAUUUUAAAGUGCCCUAUUCCCUGCCAAAAUUAGAUCUGUUAGCUGUGCCUAAGCAUCCAUAUGCUGCUAUGGAGAACUGGGGACUGAGUGUUUUUGUGGAGCAAAGGAUACUGCUAGAUCCAAGCAUUUCUUCUAUAUUAUACCUACUGGAUGUCACCAUGGUCAUUGUACAUGAGCUAUGUCAUCAGUGGUUUGGUGACCUUGUGACUCCAGUUUGGUGGGAGGACGUGUGGUUGAAAGAAGGUUUUGCUCACUAUUUUGAAUUUGUUGGGACAGACUACCUCUACCCAGGGUGGAACAUGGAAAAGCAGAGAUUUCUGACAGAUGUCCUACAUGAAGUGAUGUUGCUGGAUGGGUUGGCCAGUUCACAUCCAGUAUCCCAGGAGGUGCAGCAAGCCACAGACAUUGACAGGGUGUUUGACUGGAUUGCCUAUAAAAAGGGUGCAGCUCUAAUUAGAAUGUUGGCUAACUUUAUGGGUCACUCUGUGUUUCAAAUGGGCUUACAAGACUAUUUAACCAUUCACAAGUAUGGCAAUGCAGCCAGAAAUGAUCUCUGGAACACAUUGUCAAAGGCUUUAAAAAGGGUUGGAAAAUCGGUAAAUAUCCAAGAAGUAAUGGAUCAAUGGACACUACAGAUGGGUUAUCCUGUUAUCACUAUCUUGGGAAAUGAAACUACAGACAACAUCAUAGUCAUCUCCCAAGAGCGUUUUGUUUAUGAUAGUGAUGCUAAACCCAAGGAUCCUUCUCGUGGAGACAACAGCUACUUGUGGCAGAUUCCAUUAACAAUUGCAGUAGGAAAUACGAGCCACAUCUCAUCAGAGGCAAUUAUAUGGGUGUCUAACAAAUCAGAACACCACAGAAUUCCUGCUUUCGAAGAGGCAGGUUGGUUGCUGGGGAACAUCAACCAGACUGGCUACUUUAGAGUUAAUUAUGAUAUUAGGAAUUGGAGGCUGCUAAUUAAUCAGCUAACAAGGAACCAUGAGGUUAUCUCUGUCAGUAAUCGAGCAGGCUUAAUCGAUGAUGCAUUCAAUCUAGCCAGAGCUGGUUAUUUGCCUCAGAAUAUUCCUUUGGAGAUUAUCAGAUACCUUUCAGAGGAAAAAGAUUUUCUGCCUUGGCACGCUGCCAGCCGAGCUCUUUAUCCUCUAGAUAAAUUGCUGGACCGCACAGAAAACUACAACAUCUUCAAUGAGUAUAUUUUAAGACAAGUUGCAUCAAUGUAUCUGAAGCUUGGAUGGCCAAUGAACAAUUUAAACAAAUCACUUGUUCAAGCAUCCUACCAACAUGAAGAGUUGCGUCGGGAAGUCAUCAUGUUGGCCUGCAGCUUUGGUAACAAACACUGUCACCAGCAGGCUGCAACAUUAAUCUCAGAUUGGAUUUCUAGCAAUAGGAACCGAAUCCCACUCAAUGUGAGAGACAUUGUCUACUGUACAGGAGUUUCACUGAUGGAUGAAGAUGUAUGGGAGUUCAUUUGGAUGAAAUUUCAUUCCACCACAGCAGUGUCUGAGAAGAAAAUAUUAUUAGAAGCCUUAACUUGCAGUGAUGACAGAAACUUGCUCAACAGACUUUUGAAUUUGUCUCUCAACUCAGAAGUUGUCCUGGAUCAGGAUGCAAUUGAUGUGAUAAUCCACGUAGCUCGAAAUCCACAUGGAAGGGAUCUUGCUUGGAAAUUUUUCAGAGAAAAAUGGAAAAUAUUGAAUGCUAGGUAUGGAGAAGCAUUAUUUAUGAAUUCAAAGCUUGUCAGUGGGGUCACAGAAUUCCUCAAUACUGAAGGAGAACUAAGAGAGCUAAAGAACUUUAUAAAGAGUUAUGAAGGGGGAGCUGCUGUCUCUUUCUCUCGCGCCGUGGAAACUGUAGAAGCCAAUGUGCGGUGGCAAAGGCUUUAUAAGGAAGAACUAUUCCACUGGCUAAGAAAAUCCUUGACACACUAAUCUGUCUUUUCAGCCAACCAUUUAACAUGACACACUGCAAGAAGAAGAGGAGACAUUUUAGAAGUGUUCAACAUGAAAAUCAGCAAGACAAGAUCAGAUUGCAGGGAUAAGGGAUUUUUUCUUUUUUCAUUGUGGUUUUUAUUUUUACACUGAACUCUUGUGAAAUUGUCAAGAAGAUUUUCAGCAGACAAGAUCAUGAAUGUUUGUGAAAUCUAGUCCUCAAUGUACAGAACCAAACAUGAUAUUAAGUGAUGCAUGUAAAUGUUGAAGAAAAACAAACAAAAAAUCCUUCAUAGACUAUUUUGUGCAUGCUUGUACUGUCUCUGCCUGUAUUUUAGCAUGCUUAUGUAAACAGCCACAUUUUAUAUGUGAGUUCCAGUUACAUCAAAGUUGGGCAUUAUACAAAGCACAAAGACUCUAUGACAAUCAGUAUUUUGAUGAACAAAGGGAAAGCAAGGAAAAGGAAAUGCAGAAGGCUUCCAGCUUGGGGCAGUAUGAGAUGUAAAGUCAACUUUCCUGCUCUCUGCCAACUCAUCUACCACUCAGAUUGUCUCUUAAUGAUUACAAGGAUACCAGCUCAUUUUUUGAGUUGCCAGUUGUUCCUGCAGUUGCCAUAUUCCUGUAUUUAAAUAAGCAAAAUAGUGAGAGAGAGGAGAAAGAGAAAGGGUCGAGGAGGGGCAUUAGAGAGAGAAAAUGAGGACAUCAUCCUUGCAUUAUAAUCAUGUAUAUUUGUUCACUGCUGAUCAGUGAAACAGUGUAGUUUUAGCUGUGACUGUGUGCAGUGUUGGACAGGAACUUCGCAUUUAUUUCACAGAAUCCACGAACCACCUCUUCUCAGCUAUUUUACAAGGCACUGAUACUCACAAUGGGUCACCCAUGUUACCCAACCUGUGUAGUAGUAAGUUUUGUAGCUGAUAGUGCACAAGUAUUAUAAAUAAACAUAAGAUUCAAAAGGAAAUUAGCGAAAAAGGGAGAAUAUCUUGCAUGCAAAGACUUAAAAUUACCCAAGAGGGCUGUCUUGCAUGUGGUAGACCAGCCUUUGUAGUGAUUUAUUACGAUAGACAGGUCAGAUUCUCUAUGUGGGCAAUACUUCUGCAAAUAUGGAAUGUACCAUUUAUGCCAUCAUAGAAAAGUGAAAUAUGGAGAAAGUGAGGUGUGUGUAUGUGUGUUUAUUUGUACUGAGUAAUAUUGAGAACAUGGUUUUCUUUCUCUUCCCUUAUAUUCCACAUAGACUGUUGUAGAUGGGUGAUGGUUUUCUUAAUCACGUUUGUUUCUUCUUAAUCCUUAAUCUGACAGAUCAGUAACCCAGUGGAGUUGUACAAUGACUAUCUACGCCACUGAACCUAAACGUUGAGGAUAAAAGUGAUGGGGGCCAAAAUCUCUCUCAUGUCUACAUUGUGGAGGAAAAAACCACAGAGUUACAGAGUUUUCAGGAGGCAGAUUACAGCAGCUUCAGAGGUAGAAUGUAAAUGUGCAACAGUGUUUCUUUAUCCCAUUCCUGCCUACACCAACCAUCUGAGCACAUCUUGGCCCUGUACAUUGGGAACAUGUGGCCAACCAAAGUAGAGAGCAGCCAUUUUAUCUGGUUGUUUCCUUCACAAAGCAUGGAAGUUAGCAACACGCUUUACAGUUGCAGUUGCUUAUCCCCAGAAAGUUGUUAUUUGAAACAUUACUGCCAAAAGAACUAAACUCAAGCAUCUUCAGAUAUUUUCAGAAUUGUGUGGAGACAGUAUUUUUUUCUGGGCUCUCAUUCCUGUUGUAGUCUGCUCCUCAAGAACUAGUAGACCCAUUCCAUAACUAAGCUGUCAUACCCAUCUUGCGCCUGUCAUUGUGUACCUUUAACUGUGCAGAGGGUGUUGUUUGUGGAUUGCGUGGUGUAUGAAAUCCUUACGUGGGCUUUUUUUUUAGCUGUUCAGUGCCGUGUAGUACGUUAGGUUGGCUCACAUAACCAAAAGAAGAGGGAAUCCUGUGCUCUUGUACUGGUAACUCUUUGCCUUAUAGUAAGCCCUAAACCUUUGUGCUAUGUUCCAGUGCUAGUGAGCCUAAUACCCAGAGACAUUGUCUCAAAACUGAGUGAAAUCUUCCUCCUCCUAUGUAUUUUACCUACCUCACAGGGCUGUUGUGAGGCUUGACUAAUGUUAGCAAAGCACUUGAAUAUCCUCUGAUAAAAGGCAUUUAAAAGUGCAAAGUAUUAUUUUAUAUGGUUGACCAAACUCAACCUCAAUGCCAGUAUGUAGCAUCACAUUUUUAAUUUCUCCUAAGACAAAUCACAUGCAGAUUUUUUUGUAAUAAAAAAGCAAGCCAAAUACUAUUUAAUAUAACCUCUACCCUAUAAUGAAGGCCAAAAUGAUGAUAUCCAAAGAGUAUUCAGAAAACCAAGACCUCAAACAUGAAUAGCUUUGAGGAUUUCAGUGAACAGAAGUGUGAAAUGGUCUGUCCCUUUACAAUUUUAUUCCAUAUUGUCUUUGAUGACUUUUCUUUUUCAGAACCACAGAUUAAACCACAUAUCUUCAGGAUGUGCAUAAAAGUUUCUGGUCUUCCCACUGAUAAAGGACAGGCUAACAAUAUAUUCCAAAGUCAAAAUACACAGCCUGUGUAUUUUGCACAGUGCACAGAAAUUUCCACUCUUGAUCAUUUGAAUUGAAGUUCUUGCACACUUAGCUGGUGUUGGAUGUACAUUAAUGUUUUAGUGGCCUUGAGCAACUGGUCUGCCACAGAUAUCAAGCCCUAAAUGAAUAUAUUAUACGUACCUAUUCAUGUGUUGCUUAUAAUUGUUGUAUUCUAGGAAUGUUGGUAUUAUUUCUCUAACUAAGGUUCAGCUGACUUUUCCAUUAUAAUUCUCUAUUAUUUUAUUUUUUAUAUUCUGUAUUUUGCUGUUUCACAUUGAAUCAGGAUUAAAUUUAAAUGGAUUAAAUCCAGCAAAAUUAAAACUGUUUUCUACGAUAUUCAAACCCUGCAUUUGUUUAUAUGCCUUUAGAGACUUUUCUUUUAAUAACAAGUUCCUCACAGCUGUGUGUUAAAGAACAGUUGAUUCCUCAUGGAAAACUCUAAUACAGUCUGCCUAGAAAAUCUAUUUAUUUUAUUGAUUUUCUUUCUCCUUUACCAGUCCUUUUCUUCCUUUGUCCUUAUCUAAAGAUAAGGAAGCCAAAUAUUCCAAACAUUUCAGCAUUUUUUAAUCCAGGAUUUUACGUUAUCCUUUCCAAUGAGAGGAGAUCUUGCAAAAUGUGAAUGCAGUGUGGACAUGACCUCACCUAGGCCCUGCGUUCAUUUUAUAGAGAUUUGAUGAGGCUUGAAUCUAUAAUCAGCCUUCGUAUGACUCAGGAUCCUUUGCAGUUAUUAAUUGAUAUGUCAUCCUAAAUCAUAUAGGAAGACAUAUGAAUAGACAUGAUUCUAUGCCAGCAUAACAAAAUGUCUAUUGUAUUUUUAUAAAAUUGUCAACUACAAAUAUCUCGACCUAUUAUUUUGUAGCUGGUAGAAUAAUUCAUGUAUCCAUUGCUAAUAGCUGUUAAAAUGUUAGUAGCUACUAAUUGUGACUAGGACAGAACAAUGUGAAAACAUUCUUCUGAAAUGAAAUGUCUCUUCUGCUAUUACUGGGAGUACUUGGACAUUUAUUAUGAUAAAAAAACUUUGUGUCUUCUCCAGUACAUCCAAAUCUGUGACCUUUGAUGAUCUUUUCAGUGAAUAUAGCAAGAAUUCCAGUACUAUGUUAGAAACUGAAGAUGAAUUUCGUGUAGCUUUUGGUCUGUUGUGGAUAUUUCACUGAGAUUUAGAGUGCCAAAGGAAACAUAUCUAAUGAUGCAGAAGGUUACUUGCACAGCAAAGAUCCUGAACCAUACAAUUAAAUCUUUAGUAAUAAAGUAUAAAAAAAAUGAAAAUUAUAUAUAUUAUGUGUGUGUGUUAGUGUGUGAAUGUGAAAAAUCCUCCAUAGAGAUAUUUUUCCCAUAAAAAUUUAAUUAUUUGGAUAGAAUUAAGUGAAGCCAGUAAUUGCAGGUGAGGGUGCCUUUGUUUAGAAACCUGCAUCAUAAGGUUUGGUUUUCCACAUGAUCAUAGCUGAUACUGAAAAUAGACUUUGAGUCAAAUGUGCAACUUUUCCUUUGAGGAAAAUGGCUGUGGCUUUGAAAAUGGUUUAUGUAUAUAAUCUACUUAACACCACUCCUGUUACAAAUACUCACCAUAUCAGGCUGCCUGCCUUAAUCAGGGUAUAUAGGCACAGUGUCAGUAUGAGCAUGAAAGAGUAAAAGGACCAUCCAGCUGUGGAGCAGCCUGAAGAGAGUCUGUUUGCCCAGCUGUGGAUGAAGCAGUCAGAAAAGUGCUGGAUGUGUUACCUGCCACUGCCACGAGACCACCUGGGUUAGGAAGCCAUCUGGGAACCACCGAAAUGCAGAGAGGUUCCAUCGAACUCUCUUUCAGCUGUUUGGGAGGGACAGAAGGUCCCUUUGCGGGGUACAGGUUGUGGGUGAUCUUCAGAGAUGAAUAUGAUUGCCCUGUGCUAGCAGGAAGCAAAAUAUAUGUAAAAGUCUACAAUAUUUUAGUGUCUGUUCUUCAGAAGUAAUUUCAAACAGUCAAAAAUUAUUUUUCAGAUAUAAAUAGGAACAUAGACACUCUUUUCCUUUCCAUGCUGAUAUGAGUAAUUUUGUUUACAGUGGGAAGGAAGGGGAAGAAGGAUUUUUCACCAAAGGCCACAUGCCCUAAUUGGAGCAGAAUUUUAAAAUCAAGUAUAUUUCGAAGAAUCUGGUUCCACUUAGUUCUAUCUUGUGUCUAUGCUGACAGUGAGGAUUCUGAGCUUGACCUCAGAAUAUAGUAAUACAACUGAGGUUGGAAUUUAUAAAAGACAUAUGGAGCUAUUGAGAUGUGUUUAAGGAGAAUCACCCAAUGAGCAAGUGCUGUGGAUCAGACCAAAUGUGCUUUCUCAGAAGAAAAGGCCCUUAAAUUUGACUGAUUUGUAACUAGCAAAGUAAGUCUGACCUUGCCAAAUAGUAUUUCAGAAUGCUUUGCUUAUUUUGUGUGCACCAUUUCCUAAGAAUAUCAGUGUUGUUGGUAAAGAACACGGAGGUGAGCAGCUUUGUGAGAGCAGAGGGGCUGUACUGCAGCAGACAGUCAUGAGCCAGGAGACUUUUGCUAGAGUGCCCCAACAUUUUCUGGGUAGCAUCACUUAGAUCUGCCUGAUAAGGAUAGCCUUGAUACAACAGAUCAUGCCAAGAGCCAAAAUGCAGUCUCAAUUCUCUGUGUUAUGUUUCACUCCACUUAAUAUGUUCAUUUAUGUAAUUUCAGAGUAAUCUGUAGCCAAACUGACAGCACGUGUGUGGCUGCAGAUCCUCUGUUGGUGCAGUGAGGUAGACCCCUUGAAGUGACUAAUGUGAAUUAAAGCUGAGGAUCUAACCCACUGGUCUCAAAACAGCCCCCCGAGGUGAUGGCUCGGCUGGUGUACAGGAUCUUUUGUGUAUUUGUAUCUAACUUUCAGUAGCACAUAUUGGAUGAUAAAUGUUUUUUGUUUUCCUUUGGUUUUCAUUAGAAUAAUACUUUGUGAUUGGUUCCAAUGUGAUAAAGUUUUAUAAUAUUUUUUGACAACUGUAAAAUACUGUACUGUGAAGAGUGUGGCUACUACCCUCUCUUUUUCCUGCAAACAAUAGAUUUCAGCAGAGAUGGAUUUCCCUGGACUUAGACACUCUGCAAAAAAAAAAAAAAAUUCUGACAGUGUCUGAUGGAAAAAUCAUUGUAAUUACUGUAUAACUACCCUGUACAAAGACAGCUUUAUUAUAUGUGUAAAUGUAAUUUUGCUAUGUUGCUGUUAUGUUCACAAGACAACAGGCUUCAGUGUGGGUGAGACACAGAGCCUUAUAAAAACAGAGAUUGUAGCUUCUUGUCUGAUGUUUUGUUGAAAGGUGUCUAGUUGCUCUAUUUUUGCAGAAGAUAAACAUAAAUCAGUUCUCUGAAAACUAAUGAUCUAUUCCACUACACACAUGUCCAUGACAUAAAUGGAUCAUACUAUUGAAAAUAAAGGUUUGGUGAUAAAUUUCCUUCUUUUCCCAAGACACUCCACAUGUAAGAUCUUUUGACACUUUAAGAAGAAAGAAGUCAUCCUGCAGCUGUUAAUGCUGGUUAUAAUGGAUGAGUCUUCUGUUAAUUCUGUCUCAGCCUUAGAUUAAUUCUAAAUACUCUAAUUAGAAGAACAUAUUUUUCCAUCACUUCUCAAAUCUGUAUUCUUUGGAAUUCAGUUCUUUGUCAAGUAAGAGGUGGAAUUGGUUCAGUUUAGAUACAGUUCACAAAUGGUUUCACACAAAUGUCUGUUUGCCAGAUCAGAAUGUUGCUUUCAUAUAAAGAAAAUAUAGAUGAUUGUGUAAUAUCACAUUUUUCUCUCUAUGUACCAUAGAUAUGUGCAUGUAUAGCUUCUAGUUCUGGAUAUUUUGCUUUGACAAAGCAUUCAUUGAUUAUUUGUAUUUAUAGAUCUUACUCAAAAAGUUUCAACUCAGCAAAACAGUUGGAUGUAAGGCAGGAUGUGAGGCUGCGUUGACCAAGACUCAACCAAAUAUGUAGGCAUUUAGGUAGGACCACUGAUGUCUGUGGGAUUAAUCAUGUGCUUCAGAUUAAUGAAUACUCAUUGCAACCUCAUGCAUAUGGCUGAACUAGUCUUUCUGGAAAGUGAUUUAAGUGGAAACCUGUUUCUGCACAGGUUUCAGGUGCAGGAUAUGGUGAUGUUUUGCUGAAUUUAAAAUCACAACUUAACUUCAUAUAGAGCCAACUGCUCUCCUCUCUAAUUUUUUUUAAUGGAAAACCAUAUUUUUCAUAUAAAGGGGAGAUGUUUACUGAUUCUCAGUAUAUCUAAAAUGCCAGAUUCAACAAAAAUUUUCAUUUGUUUGGAGCAUCCUAGGAUUUUUAAAUAAAAGCAGAAUUAUUCUUACAAUGUUAAUUAAUGAAUAUAGCACUAAUCAUAAUGAAUAUAGAACUAAUCCACAAUUGAAACCAUUAGCCAAAUAAAAUAUAUGAUUCUGUUUCAGUUUAACAGAACAGUGUUUUCUGUUAUAUGCCUUUAAAAUGACUACAUAAAUAUGGGACCACUAUAUGUUCAACAUAAAAUUUUUAUUCCACUCUAAGGACUGACUAAAUGGAUUUUUUUUAAAGAGGAAUGUUAUCUUCUGUAUUUUAAGCAGAAAAAAAUUGAAUUUUUUCUCUGAUAAUAAAAUUUUGUAUAGUAA